Molecule: messenger RNA, 737 nt
Organism: Linepithema humile (Argentine ant)
Lineage: Eukaryota; Metazoa; Arthropoda; Insecta; Hymenoptera; Formicidae
Product: thioredoxin domain-containing protein 17
Cellular component (GO): cytosol
Molecular function (GO): protein-disulfide reductase [NAD(P)H] activity
Source: RefSeq, a predicted model, not a curated record
GCUCAGUCUUUGACGUCAUAAGCACCCAUAUAGCUGCACCGUUGCAAAUUGUGCAACUUUGCGAAAUCGCAAUCAGGAUCAGGUACGACGCCGAAUUCGACGUCGAGUGCAGGAAUUAUUUUAUAUGCUGAAUAAGGGGAUUAUAUUAAAAGCGAUUUAUUGGCUAAUUAUUGGUCCGUUUACUCGUUAUCGACGUGUGUGAUAAAAACAAAAAUGAGCCAAGGUCGAUAACAUAUCGUAUACUAUCAGAGAUAAAGGACCGAUCAGCUGGUGAGAUCUGUCAAAAAUGGUGCGGCGUCAUCACGUGCAAGGAUAUGAGAAUUUUCUCAAGUACGCGGAGGACCUGGAGGCCGUCGAGCCGACUUACAUCCUUUACACCGGUACAAAACUGCCGGACACCGGCAAGAGUUGGUGCUCCGAUUGCGUAGAAGCUGAGCCAUUUAUUGAGAAAGGUUUCCAAGGAGCAUCCGAUAAAACACAAUUAGUGAUAGUAGAAGUCGGAGACCGGCCAUUUUGGAAAGAUCACAAUUGUCCAUUCAGGACGAAUCCUGUUACCAAAUUAAAGGUCUUGCCAACUCUGGCUAGAUGGGGCACUCAGAAACGUUUAGAAGGCGACCAAUUAUUAAAACCUGAGCUUAUCGAUAUGCUACUGACGGAUGAGGACGACUAAGUGCUUCAUUUUAUAAUACAUUUUUUGUAUUUUAUAUAAAAAGGUAUAUUAUAUAAUUCUCAAUUCA